AUGCAGAGUCUUCAUAAAGUGAUUUGUAAACGACGCAUGCAAACAUGCUCCCUCUUCAACUUCCAACUUCGACGCAAUGUGGCCUUCUCUCGAAGCAAAGUGCUGUUUUGGAAAAAUGAGCUGGCGAAUCAUGCAACACCGAGGAAAACCCCUAAGAAAUCACCCCAAGCUGAUAUGAGCAGAAACGAAGCAUAUCACAAGGAAGAACCGCCCAUUGCCAAGUCGACUUCUGCACCACCCGAAACGAAAGAAGGAGACCAUAAACAUAACAGUCUUAAAAUUUACCGCGAAGGCCCUAAUACCGAAAGUGGCGAAUUGGGUCCUAAAUCCAAAUCCGAGGAAGUCAAACGCCAUAACAAAUUUGUUGCUGAUCAUCAUGAAACGCUCUAA
Messenger RNA from Penicillium robsamsonii, 390 nucleotides. RefSeq lists its product as uncharacterized. The record is from RefSeq and is a predicted model, not a curated record. Lineage: Eukaryota; Fungi; Ascomycota; Eurotiomycetes; Eurotiales; Aspergillaceae. The transcript has 2 exons. The coding region runs from base 1 to 390 and encodes 129 amino acids.